AGAAGUGGCCUGGUCUCCUAGGGGGGAGAGCUGAGGGCUCCAGCCGCCCCUCUCUGGUGACCGAGCUUAGGAAGGGGCCGCUCUUCCGGUGCUGGGAGGAGACAGAAGGUAGGACCUCACAUUGUGAAGACGGCUGCUGCCAUCUGCUUCUCUCCGCCGGACAUGGGUCUCCUGCGCUCCAAGCUCCCCUGGCUCCUCACCCUGCUGCUGCUGCUGGGCGCCCGGGCCACCAGGAACCGGGGCCAUGACAAGCAGAACAACUCCUUCCGCAAGGCGGCCACCGGCUUCUACCAGACCAUGAGCGGCACGUUCGGCGAGGAGAACGUGAGAGCCGUGCAGAAGUUCUUUUCACGACUGACUGAGAGGUUUGUGUAUGGAGUAGACGUGUUGGUGGACACUCUGUGGAGAAUAUGGACAGACCUCCUGGAUGUACUUGGGAUUGAUGCAUCCAACCUCACUCACUACUUUAGUCCGACUUCAGUGGCCAGUAACCCCACUCGGGUCCUGAUGCUGGUGUUGGCUGUUCUCCUGGCCUAUUGGUUUGCCUCUCUUUUCCUGGGAUUUUUCUUCUAUGUUUUACAUUUUAUCUUUGGACGUUUUUUCUGGCUGGUCAGAGUGUGCCUCUUUGCACUCUCCUGCGUCUAUAUCCUCCAGAAGUAUGAAGGAGAACCGGAACACGCCAUGCUUCCUCUUUGUUUUGUUGUAGCCAUCUACUUUAUGACCGGGCCGGUUGGAGUUUACUGGAGGAGGAAUAACAACAACCACCUGGAAGACAAGAUCGAUCACUUAGACAAUCAGAUCAGGCUAUUAAAUAUCCGCCUUACCAGGGUCAUAGAAAGUUUGGAUAGAGCCAAUGACCAGUAGUCCUCUUGUUGGGUAGAUCACACCAGCUCCCUCUAGCACAUAAAGCACUCUUUAUAGUAUUUGAUGUGUAUCUCUAAUGUCAUUGGAUUGAGAAAUUCUUUGUAGUAGAAAAACAAUAAUGUAAUGUUAAUGCAAUAGGCAAAAAAAAAAAGAGAUUGCCAACGUAAUGUUCAGGUUUUACAAAAACAUCUUAUAAUUUUGAGUUGUUUUUUUUUGCCGUCUCCAUACCACGAUUAUCAGAGGUUUCAAAUAAUUUUAAAACUGAAGAUGAUGUAGACUUUGCUAAAAUGUAUUGGCGACCUCUCAGUGUCCUUUACAUUUCUGUAGAUACUUUUAGUAAAAUACAGGUGAUUUGCAAUUCCUUAGCCAAAUCGCUUCCCUUUAAACAUUAGAGGAUUCUGAAUUCUCAGUGGCUUUUCAGUUUAAAUGCGUAGUAACUAAUUUGGCUAAUGCCAAUAUAUUAGAAAAAAAAAAAAUGGCCAGUUGUUCUGGCUGGUGGUGUCAGUUGAUCAUUGGAAAAGCAGGCAGGUAGCCUGCACAAAUAGAAACUGGUGCACAGUGGAGCAGAUUUACUUAUCCUGUUUAAAUACUAUAUAUUGUGCCACGCUCCUUUCCCGCUAAAACUUGCUCCCUUGUCGCACAAGGUUAAAAAGUGUCAAAAAUGCUUAAAAGGAGUAUUUUGGUUACAUCAAGCUAUCCCUUAUCCACUGAUGAGGAAUAACUAUUUGAUAAAUGUGGGGCUGAUCAGUGGGAUCCCUACCAAGAACAAGGGGCCCUGUACUCUGCAGAGACCACUGAAAUGAAUGGAGAGGCAGAUUGAGCAAGUGCAUUGUAUGGGACUGCCAGAGAUAGCAGAGUACAGGUGCCCUAGAGACUAAUGGAGUAGUAGUGUGCAUGCUGCACCUGUCACUCCAUUCAUUUGGAGGGAUACCCUGAUGUACCUGGAAUACUCCUUUUUUCUCACAAAUUGUGCCAGAAUACUGGCGCCUUUGACUAGUAAAUCUCCUCCAAUGACUUUUUAGUGUCUGUUUUCCCUUUCCUCUUCCCCUAGCCCAGAGGAAAAAAGAAAAACGUUACAGAUGCAGAUAGACCACCAUCCAUCAGAUAUUGAUGACCUAUCCUGGGGAUAGGCCAUCAAUAUCAAUUUCUCAGAGAAUCCCUUUAAUGCUGUGAUGCACCAGGCCAGACACAUUGGAUUGGUUUCUUAAAGGUAUUUUUUCGAGCCUGGAAAUGCCCCCCACCCAUAUGCCUGGGCCC
Molecule: messenger RNA, 2121 nt
Organism: Bufo bufo (common toad)
Lineage: Eukaryota; Metazoa; Chordata; Amphibia; Anura; Bufonidae
Gene: BRI3BP
Product: BRI3 binding protein
Exons: 3
Coding region: 163-864 (233 amino acids)
Cellular component (GO): mitochondrion
Source: RefSeq, a predicted model, not a curated record